This is a messenger RNA of Rhopilema esculentum, 4259 nucleotides long. The record is from RefSeq and is a predicted model, not a curated record. Lineage: Eukaryota; Metazoa; Cnidaria; Scyphozoa; Rhizostomeae; Rhizostomatidae.
UUGAUUCCCGCCAAAACCAGUGGCCAAAACAGAUUUCAACGCGGGACGAAAUUGUAGUUGCACAUGUGACUGAGAAGAACCGAAUUCAAAAAUUCCACUGCCGACUAUAUAAGCUGCAGCAUGACACAGACUGCAUUAACAGGAGGGCAAAUUUCACUAGACAGUGUUUCAGAACAAGGAUUCUGCUCAUUUUAUGAGACAAUAAAGGAAAAGCCAGAGACUACAAUACAAAUUUUUGAAAGAUCUGAUUACUACACAGUGCAUGGCAGUGAUGCUGCAUUUACUGCCAGGGAAGUAUUCAAAUCAACUGCAGUGCUAAAGUUCUAUGGUUCAGGCUCAAACAAACUGCCAUAUGUUACACUAAGCAAAAACAACUUUGAAAAAUUUGUUCGGGAUCUACUUUUGGUGAGACAGUACAGAGUAGAGCUAUACAAGAGUAAAGCAGGGAAAAGCAAUGCUUGGGAGCUCGCUGGCAAGGCAUCACCAGGAAAUUUACAGCAGUUUGAAGAGGUGCUUUUUGGUAAUAAUGAUAUGUCAGCAUCAGCAAUUGUCAUGGCAACUAAAAUAGGCAGUGACUCUACCGGACAGAAGUUUGUUGGUGUUGCAUAUUCCGAUGUUGAAGCAAGGAAAUUUGGUGUUUGUGAAUUCACUGACAACGAUCAGUUCUCGAACUUAGAGGCACUGCUUGUUCAGAUCGGGCCUAAAGAAUGCUUAUUUCCCGGCCCUGAUUCUAGUGCAGAUGGUGCGAAGAUAAGACAAGUUUUGGAAAGAAGCAAUGUCUUGGUAACUGAACGUAAACGAGCUGAAUUCUCAUCGAAAGAUGUCGUGCAAGAUCUUGACAGAUUGCUAAAGACACGAGGCAGCUCAUCUGCAUCUCUACCGGAGUUGGAUCUGGCACAGGCUGUUUGCUGUCUGACGUCCAUCAUAAAAUAUCUGGAGCUUCUUUCUGAUGACAGCAACUUCGGUCAAUUUACCAUAUCUGCGUUCGAUUUGAGGCGGUUCAUGAGGCUCGAUGCAGCUGCAGUGAGGGCACUGAACCUUUUUCCUUCGCCUCUGGAUGGUGGUAACAAAUCCAAAUGUCUAACUGGUUUGCUGAACGCCUGCAAGACACCUCAAGGACAAAGAUUACUGGCCCAGUGGGUCAAGCAGCCACUUAUGGACAAAAACCUGAUCGAGGAAAGGCUGGAUAUCGUCGAAAUUUUUAUUGAAAGUACAGAACUACGGCAAACUAUUCAGGAAGAGCACUUAAAGAAGAUUCCAGAUCUAUCACGCCUUUCAAAACGAGUUCAGAGACAGAAGGCGAAUCUUCAGGAUUGUGUUAGGAUCUACCAAGCCAUUCGAAGGCUUCCUUAUCUAGUUAGCUGUCUGGAGAAUUAUAGCGGGAAGAAUGAAACUAUGAUCAAGGAAGUGUUUACAAAACUUUUUCAGGAUUUCGUUGUCGAUUUUUCCAAGUACAUGGAAUUGAUUGAGACAACGGUUGACUUAGAAGCAGUUGACAGCAACGAGUUCCUUAUCAAAGCAGAGUUUGAUGACGGACUUAAAGAAUGCAAAGAUCAAAUGGAUGAGAUAUUUUCUAAAUUUCCUAAAGAACUAAGCAGAGCUGCAAGGGAACUUGGUUUGGAAGAGAACAAGACAAUCAAGUUGGAAUCAGCCGCACACAUUGGCUACUUUUUUCGCAUCACACUAAAGGAAGAAAAAGUUCUGCGAAACAACAAGAAAUUUGAGACCAUUGAAACCCGGAAAGAUGGGGUGCGUUUCACAAAUUCAUCCCUGCGACAAAUGAACUCCGAAUAUCAGACUUUAAAAAGCACCUAUACAUCCAUUCAAAGCCAACUUGCUGCUGAAGUCAUCAAAAUUGCUGCUGGAUACGCUGAGCCACUCCAGUCACUCAGUGACGUUAUUGCUCAUCUUGACGUACUUGUGAGUUUUGCAGUUGCUGCGACCAUAGCUCCCAUCCCUUAUGUACGUCCAGUUAUCAAGGAAAAAGGUACUGGUAACAUCAUAUUAAUUGGAUCUCGACAUCCUUGUCUUGAGGUCCAAGACGAAGUCGCAUUCAUUCCAAAUGACGUCAAAUUGCUAAAAGAUGAGAGUGUCUUUCAGAUUAUUACUGGACCAAACAUGGGUGGAAAGUCAACAUAUAUUCGUCAGAUUGGUGUCAUUGUCUUGAUGGCACAGAUUGGAUGUUUUGUUCCUUGUACGUCAGCAGAAAUAUCAAUUAUCGACAGCAUAUUGGCGAGAGUGGGUGCAGGUGAUAGUCAGCUGAAGGGAGUGUCUACCUUCAUGUCUGAAAUGCUGGAAACAGCUUCUAUUCUACGGUCUGCUACAAAAGAUUCGUUGAUAAUCAUUGAUGAACUUGGUCGAGGGACUUCAACAUACGACGGAUUUGGACUUGCAUGGGCAAUUUCUGAACACAUAGCUACACAACUGAAAAGCUUUUGUCUCUUUGCCACCCAUUUUCACGAGUUAACUGGCCUAGCUGAUGUCGCUCAUGCUGUUUCCAAUUUGCAUGUUACAGCCAUGACAGUUGACGGAAGUCUGACAUUGCUUUACAAAGUCAAACCUGGUGUUUGUGACCAGAGUUUUGGUAUUCAUGUCGCUGAGUUGGCACAUUUUCCACAAAAUGUCAUUGAGUUUGCAAGAAAAAGAGCUAGGGAGCUUGAAGAUUUUCAAGGAACAUCUGGGACAUUUACCGACACUGUGGCAGAUCACGACACUGCUGCAAAGAAAAGACGAAUAGCAAAACAGGAUGGAAUGAAAAUAAUUGACGAUUUCCUGCACAAAGUCACAGAAAUUCCUCUUGGCGAAUUGUCUGAAGAGCAAUUAGAGGCGCGAGUGAAUGAACUGAAAUCAGGUGUAACAGCAAGCGAUAAUUUGUACAUCAAAGAGCUACUGGUUAAAUAGCACUCCUUUCAUUUGAUUUAUGGGAUACUGUUAUAAAAAUUUGGAAUGGUUAGAGUCAACAAUACUAUCGGAUUUAGUUAGUGUAGCUCAUAAUUAUUAUUGUAGAUAGAAUUGUAACCUGUCUUGUAAAAUAUUCGUGUUUGUUUGUAUUUCUAAAUGUUUAUCUGUUGUUAAAUUCACAACAACAACAACUGCCGCCAUCCGCAACAGACCUAGCUUGCGCCCAGACACUAACCCUCACGAAGGACGUGUUCUAAACCUCCUUCUGCAUGCAUACUACCACAGACCACGUACCCUGGCUUUCUCUUCUUCUCACCUCCUCCGCACUUUCCUGCGACGCCCCCUACUUGACGAUCCCACAACGCCCCAUUUUCCUAUUCCCCACUAGACGCUCUAGAACCAACAGUACAGUCCAUGGCGAAAGACAAUUAUUCCAGACAGUCGUUUCAGGCCGUCGUUUCAGGCAGUUAUUCCUAACAGUUUGUGAACAGUUGGUUAUACCAUGCAGUUUUUUUGGUAGCCGUUUCUUUAUGACGUUAAUUUUGUCACAUUUCAAGUAUUAGGGAGGGUCCCUUUUCUACAAUCUGAGCUUUUCUACACCUGGAGAAACAAUCAACUUUUUCAAGCAGUUGAUUGCUUUUUCAUUAUAAAUACCAAAUACAAUUUUUAGUAUCGAUAUAUUUUUACAGGCUUUACAACAUAAAUAUUGGUCACUUUCUUGUAUUUGGCUUAUGAUUUUUAUUUAUUAUUCUUUGUUUUUCUUUCUUUGCAAAGUUUAUGAUUAAUUUUGUUGUUAUAUAUAUCUUUUUAUAAUUUUGCUGUUAUUAAGAGCAAUUUACUGUAGACUCUUUCUUCUGUUUACUGUCUUUUAAAGAAAAUAUUUUACUAUUAAGGGCACAGCAACAAAAGUUCGUAAAAAGAAAUGCUAGCAUAUUAAAACGCGAAAGAAUUUAAAUGCAGGAUUUAAUGCAGUACAUGUUAAUUAUCAGAAGUCACAAAUUAUUCUAUAUUGAUCUUUAAUUGUUGUGUUAGUUUAUUAUACUGUAUUGUAUCUUCAAAAGUCGGUUGAUUAAAGUUUUAUUAUUUGUAUCUGUUUAAACUGCGAUUAAACUUUAUUGAUUAACGAUUAAAGAAUCCCAGAAUUUCUCAGGACACCUUUGACGAUAGUAUGACAUGUCUGAGACGUUUUUUGUCUUUUUUACAUCAACUUUUAAUGUAGAAUUGUUAUCUUUCAUCAGCAGCAUAAGAAGUACCCAAGUGCAAUCGUAUGCUAAUGUACUGUAACCUAUGUUGUGUAGUCUUAAUUCUGCUGUUUAAAUAAGUGUUUUGUUAUGUUAAAGAUAGUCAUGUCUAAGUAA